Molecule: messenger RNA, 1023 nt
Organism: Cooperia oncophora
Lineage: Eukaryota; Metazoa; Nematoda; Chromadorea; Rhabditida; Trichostrongylidae
Source: the annotation of a GenBank genome assembly
AUGGAACUUGGCCUGGAUGAAGACGAAGCCAAGGAGCGCGCUGAACAAACCGCAGCCAGCUCCGGUCAGAUGGCGACGACGUCUUCUACAGGCACAGUAGAACCCGAACAGUCUCCGUCUCAACAGCCAGAGGAGGCCGUCGAUCAGGCUUCUGCUGACGAAAAGCUCAUUAGUGACGAGGCGCUUAUCGAUGCGAUGUUCAGUGAAGUGCUCGAUGGUGAGGCAAGCGAGGUCAAAAAGAAGCUUGAAAAAUUAUCAAGUUUUGAUAACUGGUACGAUCAACCGGAGGCUCAUGAGGAUGAUGAGGAGGUGGAGGAGUACGUGUCCGAUCUGCUCAGCCAAUCGAUGAGCGAAGCAAUCUUUUCAGCGUCGAAAUGUUUGAAAAAAGAAUCGACUGAGAGAAAGAGAGGGCUAUUAAUCACCGACACAUCGUUCGACAAGCCGCUGAUACAAAAGCUGAAAGGCGAGAGCGUAGAGGAUGAGGAUGGCCAGGUUUUGGAUGGAAGUAAGAAGAGCGCCAUCGUUGAGGUCGACGAAGAGAAUCAGGGAGAGGACCCGAUUCUCAAGGCUGUGUUCACUUCGAAAAUUGAAAAUCCACAAUUCUUGGAAUCAGUCAUUUCCUAUCCCCCGUCGAUGAAUUCUCCUCGAUACACCUCAUCCACCAUUACGACACCGGGCACAGCAAAGACGAAAGACGACGCUGACGUCUUCUUUGCCUCGCAGCCGUCACCAGUUCAAGCAAAUGAUGCCGACACCACCUACGUGUCGAGCGCAAGUGUGAUGAUGAACGAUACGCAUUCAUCUUCUGAAGGCGAUUACGAUGACGAUCACAUCAUUAAAUUAGUCUUUUCCGAGCUUCCUGAUAAGGCCAAACGUGGCGCGGUGAAAAGCGUCGAAACGGCAAGGGUACGGCUGCCUAAUAUGGAGACUAUGGAGGAAACAAUGGAGGAAUCAUGCCAAACGCCAAACAGUUCAGUGGAUUCUGAGGUGAGUGCACUUUCAAAUACGGUGGUCUCCUUCUAG